AUGGCAACAAAACAGCGUAAAGUUACGCAAAAGAAAUCACGUCGCAAAGUUCAACGUGGAGUAGUUCACAUUUUAGCGACGUUUAACAAUACAUUAGUAACUAUCAGUGAUCGUUCUGGUCUUGUUAUUGCAUCGUCAUCUGCUGGUGCUUGCGGGUUCCGUGGGGCACGAAAAGGAACGCCAUUUGCUGCACAAACUGCAUCUGAAGAAGCUGUUCGUAAAGCUCUUGAUUACGGUUUAAAAUAUGUGGAUGUAAUGGUAAAAGGUCCUGGAGCUGGUCGUGAAAUGGCAAUUCGUGCUCUUCAACAGCUUGGAUUAGGGGUUACUUUAAUUCGUGACGUUACUCCAUUACCACACAAUGGUUGUCGUCCUCCGAAGAAGCGUCGUGUAUAA
This is a messenger RNA of Ostreococcus tauri, 393 nucleotides long. The record is from the annotation of a RefSeq genome assembly. Lineage: Eukaryota; Viridiplantae; Chlorophyta; Mamiellophyceae; Mamiellales; Bathycoccaceae.